AUGUCUCCACAGAUCUCACUCAGCCUGCAUCUGCAAAGCAGCUUAACCUGCAUUGUUAGACUGGCCAAUCUGCACCAGGAACCCAUCAAACUUCAGCAGCACCCACACCCAGAGAGUUUCAUGGACCUGAGCCAGAGCACUACUCAGGGGAAGUGCAGGCGCUUUCUGCUUUCGUGUUCCCAAGUGUUCAAACAACUGCUGUCAACCUACUCCACAGAUACUGAUGCUUUUGAAUUUGUUUGGUUCGACACAUUGUUGAUGAAUAACACUGAUGUGGAGAUUUUGCUGCUCUGCUUCCCACACCAGCCUGACUCCUGCCUCCAAACGGCACGCUUCUUUGUCACGAGAGUGGCCAUGUACUUUGUAACACUAACUGCUAUCCUUAUGACUUUUUUGGGGAAUCUGUUGGUCAUCAUCACUAUUUCCCAUUUUAAACACCUGCAUUCACCGACUCACUUCAUCAUCCUAUCCUUGGCCUUUGUGGACUUUAUGAUGGGAUGUCUGGUCAUGCCUUUCAGUACGGUACGAUGGGUGGAAGGCUGCUGGUUCUUGGGAGAUCUGUUGUGUCAAAUCCAUUCCAGUUUAGACAUGACACUAAGUAUUGCCUCCAUCCUGCACCUCUGUUUGGUUUCUGUUGACAGGUUCAUGGCCAUUACCGAUCCUCUGGGUUAUAAGAUGAAGGUGACAAAUGGAAAUGUGGCAGUGUGCAUCGCUGUCAGUUGUAUUUUUUCUUGCAUGUUCAGCUUUGGGAUUGUGUUUUCCAAAAUUAACGUUGUUGGUCUGGAUGAACAAAUGUUAAACCCCUGUGGUGGAAGCUGUGUUGUGAUUUUUAACAAGGAAUGGGGUAUUAUCGCUCCACUUCUUAACUUUUAUAUUCCAGGGGCUAUAAUGACCUGUUUGUACCUUAAAAUUUUUUGUGUUGCAAGAAAACAGGCAAGAUUAAUUUCUGAUAGAACUGCUGUGCUCACACCUGGUGAGACAAAAAAACAAUUAUCGGACCAGAGAGAGAGAAAAGCAGCUAAAACUCUAGGUAUUGUUAUGGGUGUUUUCCUUUUGUGUUGGCUGCCUUUUUUUCUCACUAUUGUUAUUGAUCAAUUUCUCAACUAUUCAACCCCUCUUGAUGUUUUUGAUGCACUGAUGUGGUUUGGUUACUUGAAUUCCAUGUUUAACCCUCUGAUCUAUGGAUUUUUCUAUCCACGUUUUCAGAAGGCAUUUAAGAUUAUCAUUGUAAGAUACCUUUUUCACCUGAAAAGCUCAAGCAACUUAGUGCUUCAGUGA
Messenger RNA from Neoarius graeffei (lesser salmon catfish), 1278 nucleotides. Its product is annotated as trace amine-associated receptor 4-like. Lineage: Eukaryota; Metazoa; Chordata; Actinopteri; Siluriformes; Ariidae. The transcript has 2 exons. Gene Ontology annotation, biological process: adenylate cyclase-activating adrenergic receptor signaling pathway. Gene Ontology annotation, cellular component: membrane. The record is from RefSeq and is a predicted model, not a curated record. Gene Ontology annotation, molecular function: trace-amine receptor activity. Bases 1 to 1278 code for a protein of 425 amino acids.